Encephalitozoon intestinalis ATCC 50506 is the source of this 438-nucleotide messenger RNA. RefSeq names its product 40S ribosomal protein S16. Lineage: Eukaryota; Fungi; Microsporidia; Unikaryonidae. The record is from RefSeq and is a predicted model, not a curated record. Gene Ontology annotation, biological process: maturation of SSU-rRNA from tricistronic rRNA transcript (SSU-rRNA, 5.8S rRNA, LSU-rRNA); translation. Gene Ontology annotation, molecular function: RNA binding; structural constituent of ribosome. The coding region runs from base 1 to 438 and encodes 145 amino acids. The transcript has a single exon. Gene Ontology annotation, cellular component: cytosolic small ribosomal subunit; ribosome.
AUGAGUAGAUCUGUAAAGUCAGUCACCACCCAGGGUAAGAAGAAGCGGGCAGUUGCUACAUGUGUAUGCACGUAUUCUGGGGAGUUUUCCAUAAGAAUUAACAAGGUUCCCUUCAAACUCAUCACAAACACCUUAAUGAUUGCAAAGCUGAAGGAAAUCAUAUGCAUUGUUGAGCAUUCCAACAUCAAGGAUCUUUCGUUUGACAUAACAUGCAAGAUUGGCGGUGAAGUUUCCCGUGUGUAUGCUGUAAGGAUGGCCUUUUCCAAAGCAAUACUUGCGUUCUAUGGAACCUACUUCGAUGAAUGGAAGAAGCAAGAAAUCCAAAAGAGACUGUUGGAUUUCGACAGAUUUAGCCUUGUUGCCGAUUCUAGAAAGAGAGAGCCAAAGAAGUUUGGAGGACCCGGAGCUCGUGCAAGAUACCAAAAGUCUUAUCGUUGA